Molecule: messenger RNA, 908 nt
Organism: Cyanistes caeruleus (blue tit)
Lineage: Eukaryota; Metazoa; Chordata; Aves; Passeriformes; Paridae
Source: RefSeq, a predicted model, not a curated record
UUUCCCGGAAUUCCCAGAGCACCAGGAGCGGCUGCUGAGCUCGGAGCUGGAGGCGCUGCCGGCGCUGCUGCUCCCGCUCGCCGGCCACGAGGAAUUGUCCCCGCGAGAGACGGAGCAGCUUCCCGUGGAUUUGCAGUUCCUGCCCCCGGAGCAUCGCCGCGAGGAGGACCCGGAGAUCCGGAAAAUGAUCCUGGAGACGCUGAUGUUGCUCUCGGCCACCAAAUCGGGGCGGUCCCACCUGAGGUCCAACGGUUCCUACCUGGUUCUCCGCGAGCUCCACCAGCAGGAGAAGAACCCCGAGGUCCUCAGCGCCUGCCAGAAGCUCAUCGAGGUGUUGAUCGCGGACGAGCCCGAGGUGGGAAUGGAGAACCUCCUGGAGGUGACAAUUCCAGAGGAGCUGCAGAGGAGGUUCCAGCAGGAGGAUGAGGAGGAGGAAGAGCGGAGGAGGAAGCAACGGGAAGAGGAGGAGACGUCGAGGUGACGUCGGAACGGCGCCGGAGGAGACCCUGGGGCCACCAAGGGCCACCACGGGGACAAUGGGGUGGUCCUGAAGGUCCUUCAUGGGGACAACGGGGUGUCCUUGGGGACCCUGGGGCCACCAAGGGCCACCACGGGGACAAUGGGGUGUCCUUGGGGACCAUGGGGCCACCAAAAGCCACCAUGGUGACAGUGGGGUGUCCUUGGGGACCAUGGGGCCACCAAGAGCCACCACGGGGACAAUGGGGUGGUCCUGAAGGUCCUUCAUGGGGACAAUGGGGCGUCCUUGGGGACCCUGGGGCCACCAAAAGCCACCACGGGGACAAUGGGUUGGUCCUGAAGGUUGUUCAUGGUGACUUCAAGGUUGUUCAUGGAGACCUAAAGGUCCUUCAUGGUGACAAUGAGAUGUCCCCGAGAAUUCUUCAUGGUGA